GCUAAUGUAUUAACAUGGCGUCAAUGGCUGCUGUUUUGACCAGGGCCGUGGGAUUUGAAAAACAUUAUGUAGAACACAACCAUGGAGACAGCUAAACAAUAAUCCGAAAUCAACUUUAGAGCUCAAAAGUAAGUUAUUACGCGCUCUUCUGUGUUGUCCAGGUCGAGGUCCUGUUUAGCUGUUUUUAAUGACUUGCUGCUGUGUGGCAACUGGGUGCCAGUAUUAUUUAUUUCCCGUUAGCUAGCUCAGCCGGACGACCGGGGGCACAGCAGCUAACGUUGGUUAGCUUACGAAGACAGCUAGGAGUCGGCUGAGCAAAGAGUCCUGAGGAAGACAACGUGAAUCGUUCCUACAGCACAGGAAACACAUUUUGGUUUUAAUGAGUUUAGGUGGCCUGCCCCCCUGGUCAUCCUCAGCGUGGUGUUGACUCCACCAGGGACAAGAGCAGCAGGGCAGGAGGGAUGGAUGAGUCCAUAAGUCCAGUAAAACCAGUCAAACAGUCUCAACCCAGAGGACCCAAAGCUUUGUCCAGUGAGAAGUCAAAUAAAGAGGCUCCUGUGCUGAAAGAGGGUACCAAGUCUGCAACCCGCAGCAAAGAACACCUCACUGCUGCUAAGGAUGAACAUAAUAUAGGCGGUCAGGGAAGCCGCGGGCCAGGCAAGACUUUCACAGACAUACCCCAGGACAAGAGAAGAGGAAGGACCCCCAGGCUGACUAGACUGACUGGAAGAACGAGUUCUGGGGAGAGGGGGAAAGGAAAAGUGGCAGGCUCACAACAGCAGCUGGUGGCACAGGCUCCUGACUCUAGGGUGUCUAUUUCUGCAGACAGCAGCCCGUCAGCAAACAGAGAGACCAGCUCUCCUGUAGUGCCUGGUACACCUGAGAAAGGCCUCAAAGUGCAGGCCAAGAGCUCCACUGUAGCUCCAGCAAAGGAGAAGUCCCAUGGGGUGAAAACUGCUGCAUUGAUGCAUCAGUCUAUUGAAGAGGUGAGGCCCACUGUGGAGGAAGGGCCCCUGACAGAGCAACAGCUGGGCCUCCGACAGGCAGAGGAGCGCCUCUAUAGAGACUACAUCCACCGACUGUUGAAACAGUCCCCUGAGUACCCAAACUAUCAAUACUUAUGCAAGCUCUGUUCUGUGCACAUCGAGAACAUUCAAGGAGCACACAAACACAUCAAGGAAAAGAGACACAAGAAGAACAUAAUGGAAAAACAGGAGGAGAAUGAGCUGCGUGCCCUGCCACCAGCCACCGCUGCCCAGCUGAGGGCUGUGGAUGCAGCGGUCCAAGAAACAGCCAGGCGGCAUGGGAUCUCAGAAGAGGACUUUGAGGUUCGGAAGGCAGUGGUCAUCAGGAUGGAAGAGAUCAUAAAGAAGCACCUCACAGCUUGUGCUCUCCGUCUCUAUGGUUCAUGUCUUACCCGAUUUGCCUUUAAGACGAGUGAUAUCAACAUUGAUGUCACCCAUCCCUCCUCAAUGACACAACCUGAGGUCUUGAUUCAAGUGCUGGAAAUCCUUAAGAACAGCUCUGAAUUUUCUGAGGUUGAGUCAGAUUUUCAUGCCAAAGUUCCUGCCGUGUUUUGUCGGGAUGUUAGCAGCGGCCUGAUGUGUAAAGUGAGUGCAGGGAAUGACGUUGCUUGUCUCACCACCAAUCACCUGGCAGCUCUGUCUAAACUGGAACCCAGAUUGAUUCCCCUGGUGCUGGCCUUCCGCUACUGGGCAAGGCUGUGUCACAUUGACUGCCAGGCUGAAGGUGGCAUCCCCUCGUACUCCUUCGCCCUCAUGGUCAUCUUCUUCCUGCAGCAGAGGAAAGAGCCCAUCCUUCCCGUCUACCUGGGCCGCUGGAUUGAAGGCUUUGAUGUGAAACGUGUGGACGAGUAUCAUCUAACUGGAAUCACGUUGGACAUGUUUGUCCGGUGGGAGCGCAGACCUCCGAGCUCCACGGAUAACCGAAACGACACCAGAGGAGAAAGCAGACCCAAACCAGAGCAGAAAAAACCUGAUGAUGCUCAUUACUCAGAAGGCAUAGUCCGCCUAACCUUGGACCAGGGUAAAAGCGUGUCGCUGGGCCAGUUGUGGUUGGAGCUCUUACGUUUCUACACACUGGAGUUUGCUCUUGAAGAGUACAUCAUAAGCAUUCGCCUAAAGGAGCUCCUCUCCAGGGAAGUAAAGAACUGGCCUCGACGCAGGCUUGCUAUUGAAGAUCCUUUUGCCUUGAAGAGGAAUGUUGCACGAAGCUUGAACAGUCAAAUGGUGUUUGAGUACAUCCAGGAGCGCUUCCGUACGGCGUACAAAUACUUUGCUUGCCCUCAGAGAAGGGGCACAGGGGGGCGCCAGAGGAGCAAGAAGGCAGGCAAGCAAGGUGAGAAGGUUGAGAAGAAGGAAGAAGACGACGGGAAAGGCGAAAAAAGUCUGAGUGCUCAGAGGGGGCACCAGGGGUUUAAGGACGACGAAGAGCCUGACAGCGAUGAUGAAGAUGGAUCAGAUCCGUCCCAAAAUAAAGAUGAGAAGACUAUAGAUGCCAGCCUCAUGGACAUGGUUCUUAAUGAGGGGAACAAAACCCCCUUCUCCCCUAACGGCCUGCUGGACAGUGACAAGGAGGGGGAGGAGGAGGAGGAGGAGGAGGAGGAGGAGGAGGAGGAAGAAAGCAGUGCUUCAGAUAAGGAUGGACCUGUUUCACCAGAGGAUCUUCACUAUGUGUUUGAUAAGAUGAUUUUCACUGGUGGGAAGCCUCCAACAGUUGUGUGCAGCAUCUGCAAGCGAGAUGGUCACCUGAAGGACGAGUGUCCUGAAGACUUUAAGAAGAUUGAGCUGAAGCCUCUGCCUCCCAUGAACGACCGCUUCAGAGAUAUCCUCGAUGGGCUCUGCAAAUUGUGCUACUAUGAACUUUCACCCACACAUGCUGAACAGCAGAAGAGGGAGCAAAUCCUCGGCAGCUUGGAGAGGUUUAUAAGAAAGGAGUACAAUGAUAAAGCUCAGCUCUGCUUGUUCGGCUCCUCUAAGAACGGCUUUGGCUUUCGCGACAGUGACCUUGACAUCUGCAUGACUCUGGAGGGCCAUGAGACUGCAGAGAGGCUGAAUUGCAAGGAGAUCAUUGAAGGCCUUGCGAAGGUGCUAAAGAAGCAUACAGGUUUGAGGAACAUUUUGCCUAUCACAACAGCUAAAGUGCCUAUUGUGAAGUUCGAACACAGACAGAGUGGUUUGGAGGGAGAUAUUAGCCUUUAUAACACCCUGGCUCAACACAACACUAGGAUGCUAGCGACGUAUGCAGCCCUGGAUCCACGUGUCCAAUACCUGGGAUACACAAUGAAGGUUUUUGCAAAGCGCUGCGACAUUGGGGAUGCGUCCAGAGGAAGCCUCUCAUCUUAUGCUUACAUCUUGAUGGUGCUUUACUUCCUGCAGCAAAGGCAGCCGCCAGUCAUUCCCGUCCUGCAGGAGAUCUUUGAUGGGAAGACUGUUCCCCAGCGGAUGGUAGAUGGCUGGAAUGCUUUCUUUUGUGAUGACCUUGAGGAUCUGCGUCGGCUUCUGUCCGAGCUGCAGCCGAACACAGAGUCAGUGGGAGAGCUGUGGUUGGGACUCCUGCGCUUCUACACUGAAGAAUUUGACUUCAAAGAGCACGUCAUCAGCAUCCGUCAAAGGAAACGCCUCACCACCUUUGAAAAACAGUGGACCAGUAAAUGCAUUGCUAUUGAAGAUCCCUUUGAUUUGAAUCAUAAUCUUGGUGCUGGAGUUUCUCGCAAAAUGACAAACUUCAUCAUGAAGGCCUUCAUAAACGGGAGAAAGUUGUUCGGGACUCCAUUCUACCCCGUCCCUGGCUCUGAAGUGGAUUACUUCUUUGACUCAAAGGUCCUGACAGACGGCGAGUUGGCGCCUAAUGACAGGUGCUGCAGGAUCUGCGGGAAGAUCGGACAUUACAUGAAGGACUGUCCAAAGAGACGCAGGAUGAAGAAGAAGGAAAACGACAAAGACGAGGACAUAAAAGAGGAGGAGCGAGAGCCCAAGGACAGACGUUGUUUCCAGUGCGGAGACAUGGGUCACGUACGGAGAGACUGUCCUGAAUACCGCCACCUCAAACAGAGGACCACCGGUGCACCAGCUGCUCACAUGGUACGAACUGUAGUGAGCUCCCAGUCCAUCCCCAUUCCUCAGACAGCUGCAGACGGUCCAGGAAGGACCAGACAGGCCUCUGAAUGUUCAGAUAGUCGGCAGACUCCGCCCUACUCCCCGCAGCCUACAGCUGUCCCUCAGAGUUCCUCCCAGUCCUCCAGUUCCCCUCAGCCCUCCCAUAUUAAGACCAGUUCUACUGGUCCCCAGAAGCAGCCUGUUCACCCCCAGGUCCCCUUGUCUCUCUUCAGCUUCCCUACCUCCCAUCCAGGCCAGUACCACCCAGGGGCGCUCACCGCAUUGGGGCUUCUUCCUUCUCACCAGCACCAGUCACACCAGUCCCAGGGGCAGCCUCAUCACCCAGUCCACAUCCCUUCCACCUCCUGGCCCAUACACGGACCAGUCCUGACUACGUCCUCCCCCAGUGCCCCCUCCCCGCCCGGCCUGAAAUUUGCCCUGCGUUCAGCGUCAGGGAACGGGAGUCCCACAGGGUCAGGGGGCAACCCCAACCCCAUGAACCUGAACGACCCCAGCAUCAUCUUCGCCCAGCCGGCGGGGAGACAACUGGGCAUGGGCGGGCCAGGACGGGAAGGACACUGGCACAACCACUUGGCACAACCUGGGUCACUCAUGGGAAAUGGCACUGUGGUCAAGUCAGAGUCAGGCCACCCAGCCCAGUUUGUAAACGCGAGCCAAGGCUCUCGGUUAUGGGAGCACAAUAAAACUCCGCAGUACACACUGUCUCCAUCCUGGCCCUACCGGAUGCCCCAGAACUUCAUCCAGCAGGGCAACGGAGGCUACCAGCCUGGCAAACCCUUCGUGGCCCAAGGGUCUGUGGUGCAUCCAAAUCCGAACUUCCCACUGGUCCCUCAUGUCCGACAUCAAGUCAACCUGAAUUUCAUCCAACAGAAGAAGUGAACUUGCAUCUCCUUUUAAUUAGAUUUAUGGUCAGUAACAUAACAAAGCAAAUUUAUGUACUCUUUGCAUCAUUUGAUCACGAGAAUUUUUAAAAAGAAUUUUUUCUCAUUUUUGUACAGUUUUUAUGUUUUAUUUUCUGUCUCAUUACAUUGAUUUGUGAUACAAAUGUCAAAUAUUUUAAUACCCCCAUUUUUGAGGGGGUCCAAAAAAGUGUUUUUAUUUUAUGUGUAAAGUAAGGAGGAAAAAUAUAAACCUUUAUUUUUAUUAGCUGUAUUCAUACUUUGCUUGCCACAAGAUGAAGGCUUUGAAUAGGCGUUUGUUUUAAAAACAAUCUAACAUGUCACCCUAAGUAAGUAGUGCCAAAAGCAGGGAUAGCAAGAAAAAAGGGAAAAAAUCUUAAACAUAAAAAAAAAAAGCUACAAAAAAAUAAAGAAAAAAGCAAACAACUUCAUGU
This is a messenger RNA of Epinephelus moara (kelp grouper), 5472 nucleotides long. It is a transcript of the gene tut4, whose product is annotated as terminal uridylyl transferase 4. Lineage: Eukaryota; Metazoa; Chordata; Actinopteri; Perciformes; Serranidae. Bases 462 to 5018 code for a protein of 1518 amino acids. The record is from RefSeq and is a predicted model, not a curated record. The transcript is spliced from 30 exons. Gene Ontology annotation, molecular function: RNA uridylyltransferase activity; nucleic acid binding; zinc ion binding.